Pseudovirgaria hyperparasitica is the source of this 2081-nucleotide messenger RNA. RefSeq names its product restriction of telomere capping protein 5. NCBI's taxonomy places the organism in Eukaryota, Fungi, Ascomycota, Dothideomycetes, Acrospermales, Acrospermaceae. The transcript is spliced from 2 exons. Bases 149 to 2074 code for a protein of 641 amino acids. The record is from RefSeq and is a predicted model, not a curated record.
CACUACCAGCUCCCAUCGUCAUCCUGCUCAGUCGUUCCCCAAGAUGCUUACUUAUACGGUACAAUGGUACAUUUCAGCAGGUAGUGUUCUCGUCAAAGCUACACUUCGGCUGGAUAUCACCUGAUUGCCUAACGGGACAUUCCCUAAAAUGGGCCAAGAUCAUUCCAGAGAUUCUCAACAGCUGUCUCUAGAGCAGCUUUCUUCCAAGUUGACGCAACGCUUCGCACAACAGUGCUAUACACCGCUAGAGCUCUAUUGCUUCAACUCUGUCUUCAAAUCCCUUGCAGACUCACAGUCAGGUCUCCACUAUUGGAGCGAGUCUACAUUAUGUCGUUUCCUCGAACUACCGGACGCCCUAAACGUAGGACCAGUACUGUUCCAGAUGGCUAGUUACAUCGGCGCAUUUCCCUUCCCUACCCAAGCCCCAGCAAUCUUAACAAAUGAGGCACUUCUCAAGGUCGUUACAAUAUUGACGGAAAGAUAUGGAGCAGUUUUCAAGAGAAAGAGUCGCAGGAUUUGGUUAGGAGAGAUAUACAGAAGUAUGGCAGUCUACGAUCGAGGAUUGCAAGCAGCAUUACAUGGAGAGAAAAAAAAUGUAGCAGAAAUGUCCUCUACAAAUCAGACUGAGGUCUCAAUGAUCAAAUCAAAUGCUGAGAAGCGUGGCUCCAGUUCUACGCAUAGUAACGACCUGAAGUUCGCAAUAGAUAAGACAGAAGACAGCGAAGAUGUUUCAGAAGACGACGAUCUCGUCCUCGCAGCCUUCGAUUCUAUGGACCUUAACGAUACUUUCAAACACGGAGAAGUAGCAAACAUCCACCAUUCGAUUAUACCGAGCGACAACCUUCUCAAAUUACUUGAGCUGCUUCUUCUAUCGGCACCGAUGGAACCACAUGACAAUCUAUCCACUUUCGCACUACAGCUGUCGGACAAGAGAAUCGUAGACAUUAGAGCCACUGCAAAUAGUGUCUUGUCAGCAUUUAGCAUCGAGAAAAAUCCCGGCGUCACAUUCAAGCACUUUAAUGUCGUGAUCUCGAGCGCACUUCCGUAUUUGUUUGAUGGGCUACGGCCCCUAUUCGAACAUUUCCUUUUUGCAAAAGAUUUUGACCUUUCGCGAAAAAAGGGCGAGGUAUCGUCAUCUCCACAGUCAAGUUCACAGCACUCAAUAUCCGUAGACAAAAGGGUCUCCAUUCCAGAACCGGUCCUUCAAACCGAAGGUGAUAUUAUGAAUCUUAGUACGCUCAGCCAACUCUCGUUUAUCAUUAAGGGAAACAACCUCUUCAGAAGGCUCCGCCUUCUUUAUUCAGGCAACACUAAUGGGUUCAGCAUGGGCAGCUUCGAAAAGUCAGUCUUUAAUUGGCGUGCUCCGUCGAUAUUGUUGGUUUCAGGGACUCUUCUUGGUGAUCCGUUAAGUGCUCGAGAGCGUGCUAUGCAUGAUUCUCUGCCGCACAGUCGGCUGAAAAGUAGUCUCACAGAGACGAGCAAGUCAACCUCUACGACGGUCACCUAUGGCGCAUACAUCUCACAGCCAUGGAAGCAAACCCACAAAUCUUGCUUUGGCGACUCUGGUACUGUUCUAUUCCAGAUCGCUCCGACUCAUGACGUCUUCGGGCCGUCUAAGUCUACGUCAGAUUACGUAUACUUCAACCGGGCACCUACACAUCCUUCCGGUCUGGGUUUUGGCUCAUCUAUACCGAGCCAAGGUCGUGCCAAUAUGCAUUCAUCCAACCCUGUUCCCAUACCUCUUGGGCCAGUCUCGCUGCAUCUUGACGAUGGUUUAGAGUUCGCGACAUUCACGCAUCUGAGCGAGGGUGGUGGGUCAUUCUAUCCCUCUCAGCUGCCAAUCAGGAAGGCCAGAAGCUGGCAGGAUCGCUUUGAGGUCGAGUCUCUAGAGGUAUGGGGCUGUGGUGGUGACGAGGAGGCGGAUGCUCAAAGAAGACAAUGGGCAUGGGAAGAACGCGAAGCUGAGGCUCGUAGGAAGAUCAAUUUAGGAACAGGUGAUGUCGAAAUGGACAAAGAAUUGCUGCGAAUGGCAGGCCUGAUAGGUGCGAACCAGAGCGGAGGCAGUAUGGCUUAAAUUCAUC